This is a messenger RNA of Ceratosolen solmsi marchali, 1680 nucleotides long. Its product is annotated as DnaJ heat shock protein family (Hsp40) member B6 mrj. Gene Ontology annotation, molecular function: Hsp70 protein binding. The record is from RefSeq and is a predicted model, not a curated record. Bases 353 to 1225 code for a protein of 290 amino acids. NCBI's taxonomy places the organism in Eukaryota, Metazoa, Arthropoda, Insecta, Hymenoptera, Agaonidae. The transcript is spliced from 7 exons.
GCGUACGUAUGGGCGCGAGUUGGUCUUGUUUCUUAUUAUUCGGCCUCAAAAUUGCUAUUAUCGAAUACCUGCGAAUUUUUUGCUCACCCGACAAAUCAAUUCAGUAUAUAAUUGUGCAUUGAUUUAUGGGACGGUUGGACAUCGUCAUCGCCCGUCUCGCGAACAACCUUAGGAAAUACCAAAUUAGUAAGUCUGGUCCCGGACAUUGAUUGUAUCUCGUUGCGCCAAACAUCGUUCUUCGGUGAGAUAUCGCAAGGAGAAAGAAAGGAAUCAGGUGGUUACUGAAGGCACGUGACCGAAGCUCGCGGGCUGCAGCUAAGCUCAGGCCAAUUGCACAACAACCGGAAACACAAUGGUAGACUACUACAAGAUCCUCGAGGUGAACCGGAGCGCCAGCAAUCCGGAGAUCAAAAAAGCAUACAGAAAGCUGGCCCUAAAAUGGCACCCGGACAAGAACCCUGACAAUCUCGAGGAAGCAAACAAGCGUUUUAAAGAGAUCUCCGAAGCUUAUGAAGUCCUUAGUGAUGAUCGGAAACGUAGGGUGUACGAUCAGUACGGCAAGGAAGAAUUGCAAAUGCCAGGCGGCAAGAGACGCCACGAGGACGACUUUGACUUCAACAUCAACGCGACCUUCGUCUUCAGAGAUCCCGAAGAUGUGUUUAGGGAGUUCUUCCAUAAUAUACCAUUUGAAAAUCUGUUUGCUGGUUUUGGGGGAGGCCAUACACGCUGUUCCGUUAGACAAAGUCAACCAGUUAAUUCUCUGAAUAGACCAUUCUUCGGGCCAUUCGGCUUCUUUCCGACAAAUAUCGGUGACUUAUUCGAUAGCAAUAGCUCAACAACGUCCUUCAGCACACUCACCAAUUUCGGUGGGCCCAGCGGCGGUCAGACCGAGAUGAAGCGCACGAGUACGUCAACGACAAGGUUCAUCAACGGGAAAAAAUUAACCACUAAAAAAGUCUCCGAGAAUGGAAAGGAAACGAUCAUGUCCUACGAAAACGAUGUCCUUAAGUCAAAGACAGUAAACGGAGUGCCUCAAUCAAUAACGUUGGACGAAGCAUCCACAAGUCGGCACGUGACAGACAAAGCCACCGAUAUUCUCGCAACUGGUAACCAGAGUUGGAAAUCGGUGCAUAACGAUUAUCCGAAAGGUAGCAGAUUAAAGACCCAUCAUCUUCAUCAUCAUCCGCAUUCAAGUCUCAAGCACGAUAAAAAUAAGAGGAAGUAAGCCCUGUGGCACUUCGUGAUUUUGUCUUCACACACAAUCACGAACGAACGCAUGCGCUUACGUACCUCUUAACUGCUGUCGAUAAAGGCGAAAGAAAGAAAUAAUUUUUUGCUCUUUGUAAGACAAUGGACUAAGAUACUUUUGUGAAUUUCUGUAGCAACUCGUGAGAUCCUUUUUAACCGUUUGGCUUUCGGAGUGGAGCAGAUGUUAAUAACGUUGAUCGAUUUUAAUGAACAGUUCUGCUCGGUUAAAAGUUAGCCGGUACUAUGAAAUUUCUAAUAACUAUUAGCAAAUUUAACGCGUUAAAUGUAAAGAUAAGAAGCUUAAAGAAACGAAAAAAAUUAUAUACAGAAAGAAGAAAUUUCACGGCGAGGACGAAAAUUUCGGCAACAUAAUAAUGUAUUUAAUAAUAGUAACUGGAAUAUUAGCGCUAAUUUAUUUAAAUUGCAAUGACU